AAGCACGUAGCCGCGUCUCCACUUUCCGGGUCAAAAAAGGUUGAUCGGGUGAUGAUUGAUCGAGAGCAGCGUGUCGAGUUUUGUUAUUUAAGGCGGACUUGCUCUCCCCAGUCGGGAGAGCAAGUCCGUCCGUCAAGACUCUUGACGGACGGACCGUCGGGAGUCCCAAUCGAUCGGUCGGGAGUCCCGACCGAUCGAUUGACCGCCUCUGCCAGCGAUGAAAUUUUAACUGAAAGCCUUCGUAGCAACUGGCUACGAACACAGAGGAUUCGACUGGUUAACAGAGGCAGCCGAAUGAGAGAACUUAUAUGAUUUUUCCUGCUAAGCUUAUAGUGGAUAGAAAUCCCAGGCAGCGAAAACAUCCGACCUUCCCUGCUGAGCUUCAGUGUAUGUAAAAACAGACAGAAAACAUCUGACCUUUCCUGCGCAGCUUCAGUGCAUAGAAGAUUCAGACAGAGAAAAUCUACAAGUUUUCUUACUGAGCUUCAGUGGAUAGAAAAUUCAGACAAACCAUUCAAUCGGCUAAGGAGAAUGGACGAAUGUGCAGCGAUGGCGACCUCCACGCCUGACAUACCGGCGCCUGUGAGCACGAGUUAUUGUGUUCCACAUUUGACAGAGUUCUCGGUGGAGUGCAAGGUGCUGAAGUUGAAUGGUUGCUGGUUUACCGCCAAAGAUUCGCAGGGUUCUCUCUUAUUCCAAGUACAGCGCAAGUGGCCCAGUCUCCACUCCAAGCAUACCGUGUGCGAUUCCAGGGAGAGGCCCAUUGUCCAGCUGUCUAAGAAGCCUGGAGUGUGGCGCCCAAUAUGGGAAGCGAUAAGGGCAAAUGGUGACCAGCAACCAGUGUUUGUCAUGAAGAAGUCAAGUAUGAAUCCGCUAAGUACAUCUUUCGAUGUUUUCCUGGGAACAAACAUUUCCAUGAGCAGGCCCGACUUCAUAAUGAAGCGCGAUUUUUUUUCAAACAACUACACCAUUUGCUACAACGACGAGCCCAUAGCCCAGGUUAUUAUGAAACUAAGCUUUAGAAACACAAGUUACAUGGUGAUAGUUAAGCCUGGAGUAGAUCGAGCUUUCAUUUUACUCGUUGGUUGUGAUUAUUAUAGUAAUGAUGCAGGAAUUUCAAAGCAGGAAUCACUGACCUUUUCCUUUUACUUUCCUUAAUCCUCAUUGAAUAGCAGGUUCUUAUCACUUACAAUUGUUAAUAGAUGUUUGGAUCGGAUAACCAUUGUGGGUCAAGAUUCCACGGCCAUCACUGUUUACAUUUUGAAUUCCAAUGUCUGGUCUCGAUUUUGAGACUGAAAGUUGUGUGGA
This is a messenger RNA of Marchantia polymorpha subsp. ruderalis, 1308 nucleotides long. The record is from the annotation of a GenBank genome assembly. NCBI's taxonomy places the organism in Eukaryota, Viridiplantae, Streptophyta, Marchantiopsida, Marchantiales, Marchantiaceae.